Molecule: messenger RNA, 3885 nt
Organism: Chlamydomonas reinhardtii
Lineage: Eukaryota; Viridiplantae; Chlorophyta; Chlorophyceae; Chlamydomonadales; Chlamydomonadaceae
Exons: 3
Coding region: 361-2847 (828 amino acids)
Source: RefSeq, a predicted model, not a curated record
CUUGACUGGCGCCAUUACUUAAACCAUAGCAGCACGAACAAUCCCUGGCUAGGAAACCACACCGUCGCAAACUCCGGGGCAACUCUGGGGGCAACUUCUGGACCCGCACACAGAAAUUGUGGGGUGUCCUCCUGAGGGCCGGGCUCGACGAGCAAAUACAUUUUAGCUACUCCUACUGACUUCACAUUUAACAGCUGAUAUCUACGGGCACUGCGAGGGCUCGCUGCCCAAGCGUGCGAGUUCCCGUUUUUGAGCCUUUAGCCUACUUUUUAUAGUGAUAUAAGCAAAAGGACUGCACCAGCGGGCAAGCCUCCUGGCUCCCUUCUGGGGGCGGGGCCCCUCGCCUGGCAGGCCUGCCUUAUGGAGGAGCUUAAGCCCCAGUGGUUACGCGGAAGUUCAUCGACACUUCUGCACCGAGGCGACCCAGGUGACGCCACGAAGUGGUCUAAACCACCCAACAACGACAACACCAGCUCCAGCCAGAGGUCAUUAGGGCCACCCGACCCCUGGUCCAACUCGCGCAUCUCGGGCGGCGCUCCCUACACGGCCAGCGGCCCCAGCAACGGCAGCGGCCCUGCGCGCGUUUCCUCAAGUACCGAUUUCGGACGGCCCACCGGCACUGGCGUCGGCGGUCCUGAUGCGCGCGACCGUUUGUCUUCGGAGCGCUCCUGGAAGGCCCUAGGCACUCCGGGCGGUUCGGGGGCCUCGUCUUCUCGGUCCGGGUAUGUGCCGCCGGGUGGUGGCGGAGGCGGCGGCGGUAUUGGCGGGCUGCGGCCCGGUGGCGCUGCGCCGCUGCGGGACGAUCCCACCCGGGACCGAGAUGCCGGCGCCAUCUCACUGAAGCCGGGCGGCGGCACCGGGGGCUAUGGGGGCUUCGGGGGGCGGGGCGCGUUCAGCAGCGCCGGCAGCCGCUCCCUCGGCGGCGCGGCCGACGGCGCAGAUGGCGGCAUGGGCGGUGGACGGCUGGAGCGGCCACAGGAGAGCUGGCCAAUGCCCACGUCAUCGAAUGCCGGUGGUCGUGCGACGCCGUCGGGUGCGGGUGGCACCGGCGGCGCCAACGGGCGGCCGGGCGAGGAUGGCAUGCGCCCGGGAUUGGCGAACGGCACCAGUGGCGUCGGCCCAGCUGGUUCCAAACCUGCGUCGCAGCAGCCGCUCAGCCUCGAAAAGGAUUUCCCCUCGCUGCGGCCGGCGGCCGCCGCAACAGCCAACGGCUCGUCUGCCACUGCGCCCGCUGCCAUGUUGGGCACUUCGGGCGCCGCUGGCGGUGUGUCCUCGCCGCUGCUGGACCCGCUGAGCAGCAGCAGCAGCUCGGCGGCGCCGCCCUACCGCCAGACGUUCCUGUCGGCCCGGACCACCUCCAACUGGACCAGCAAGCUGGCGGAGGCGCCGCUGCUGCCACCGCAGUCGGAGACACCAGCGCGGCUGCUGGACGACGGCGCAGGCGUCGCAGGCGUGCUGCCGGCUGCCGCCGCGCCGUCGCCCUCACCCUCGCCGCCGCCUGUCGCGCCCGCUGCGCCUGCACCAGCGGUGCCGCCGCGGCCGGCGGGCGUCUGGGGCUCGGCCGCUGCCGCCGCAGUCGCGGCGGCGGCGCCAGACGGCGGUGCCGGCAGCAGCAAGGCCCGCAUGGAGCAGCUCGCUGUGCGCCAGUCGAAGCAGCUCAUACCCGUGCUCAGCUCGGGAAGCAGCAAGGCCAAGGCGGUGGGUGGCGUGCCGGCGGCGCCCAAGCCCGUGGUGCCGGUGCCCACGCCGGGCCUGCUGAAGCUUAUGGGCGCCAAGCGGACCGGGGCGGGAGCUGGCGUCGGGGCCGGAGCUGGCCUGGGCGGCGGCGGUGACGACACGGGCGGCAGCGGCGUGGUGGUACUGACCAGCAACACAGUGCUGCUGACAAAGAAGGCCGCCGCGCCGCUGGACAAGCCGCUGGUCGCGUUGCGGCCCGUCACGGCUGCGGCAUCUGCCGUGCCUCCUGCGCCUGGCCCUGCCGCUGCAGCUGCAGCUGCAGCAGAGCCGCAGCCUCCGUUGGUGGGAGCUGUUGCGGACGGCGUCGGCGGCGGCGUUGCCAACGGCCUGGCGAGCUCAGGGUGCUCCGUGACGGUGGAGGCGCGCCCCGCGUCACCGGUUCCGGAGGCGCCGGCGCCGGCGCCGCAGCAGGAGCCGCAGCAGCAGGAGCCGCAGCAGGAGCCGCAACCCGAGCCGGCGCCCGGGCCGGAAGCGCCGGCGCAGCCGUUGAUGCCGCCGCCGCGGGCGGCGCCGCACCCGGCGCUGCAGGUGACGGCCGAGGAGGAGGCGUUCCUGAGGUCGCUGGGCUGGACCGGCUUCGACGAGGACGGCGAGGACGACGAGACGGCGGCGCUGACGGAGGAGGAGAUUGCCGCAUUCCGGGCCCAACAGCAGCAGGCCACCCUUCCGGCCGCGGGCAGCAUCGUCGCGGCGCCGCAGCCGCACCCUGCGGCCCACGAGCCGCACGCGCACGCCCACUACCACCAGCCGCCCCACCACACGCACCUGCACCACCAACACCACGCCGCCCUCCCGCAGCACAACCCGCUGCACCAGCACCACCAGCCGCCGCUGCUCGCUCCGUACGCCGGCUCUGCGCUUGGGCCCCGCUACGCCCCCAAGCCGCUGCCGGUGCCCAUGCCCAUGGGUGCGGGUGGCGGUCACACGGUCCCGUUGAUGGUGCCAAUGGCUGGCGGAGUGGCUGCCGGCGGACGACAGGCGGCGCCGCGCGCCGUGGUGGGCGGCGGCGGGCGCGGCGGCGGCGCCGUUGGCGGCAAGCCCCUGAUUGUGGCGGCCAGCUAUGGCAGUGAGGCGUUGAGCACCACUGACUCGGACUCGGAGUGCGAGUGAAGCACUGGGGUCCGUGCGAGCUGGGGGCAGGCGCUCAGGGCCAGGGGCACCCGGACGCUGGUGGUGCGCGGUGCUGCCGCAAGGGAGGGAAGCGGCCUAGCGGCGUUGAUCCAGUGGCCAAGCAGCAAGGCGGGGCCAUGACCCCACUUGAGAAUGGCACUCAGUCCCUCACGCUCCCUCGACCGUGCUUCGAGCACUUGACCGGCCGCCCAAUCCCGAUUGGUGCGGGCUCGUCCGCCUCAGACUCGCUGCAGGUCAGAUCUUUGGGUUUAAACCCUUGAUGUCUAGGAUUACCGGUACCAUGCGGCGUGAUGGGAGGGGGCACAAGAAGAGCAACAACUUGGGGCUGGGAUAGUAAUACAUUUCAUGCAUAGCCGCUUGCAAUACCGCUGGCCUAACUCUGGUACUGCGCGAUGGAGUAGGUCUUCAAGUGACGUCGCAACGUAUUUGCGGGACUUGUCUCGUUGGGUGUGGUCACCCUAGCAUGUGUGGAGUGGCAUGAUGGGAAGAUGGCCUUGAAAGGGCGCCGUGGCAGGACGGGCAGCUGUGUUGUUUUGCCUUCGACUGAACCCCUGCUUGCAUACCGAUCCGCGUCACAGGCAGAGAUUCGCUUGUGUUCUAGGCGUGCUUGUACGGUAUUAGAGUAUGCCAGGUCAUUAGAGUGCAUUGCGUGUUUGAUACCGCCCACGCGCGCGGGGCGUUACGUGAUGCCACCUUCCAACAAUUGUUUAGGUCGGGGGAAAUCCUCUCAAGUGCACCGUGCAUCACGGACUGAGUAUGAGUCAUUGGCAGGUGACCAGUGCUGCGUGAGCAGGGGGUGGCCACGCUGCAAGGAAGGCUUGUGAAAGAAGUCGCAAUUCGGCAUAUGUGUGGGCAAAUGCAAUCCGAGAAAUGGUUGACCUGACCUGGAUGAUUGUGGACAGCAGGGAGUCAGAGGGGAGUCGGUCCAAGGUCUGACUGCAAUCGGUAACCCUGCAUAUGCUCGGUAUGAUGCAAGCCCACGUUAGUAGCGGCACACCGACGACCGCUAGAGGCCAC